This is a messenger RNA of Chara braunii, 3898 nucleotides long. NCBI's taxonomy places the organism in Eukaryota, Viridiplantae, Streptophyta, Charophyceae, Charales, Characeae. The record is from the annotation of a GenBank genome assembly.
GCGCGCGGAGCGGCGGAUGGGGAGUCGCCACGUGGCGGCCGGCGGAACAGACUCAGAGGGGGAAAAAGUGAACACACACAGCUGGAGAGGAGAAGAGAUGAGGCUGCCUGCUGCUUCGGGGUUCCCACCCAUGGUUGGUUGGUUCAAUCCUGCUGCAAAGAUACACACGUGUGUUGGAGUGCUCGUCUGAGUGGAACGCUUAACCUCUCGCAGGCUACCUCACGCUCAGGAACGAUAUCUGAUUCUCUGCUGAUCGCCGCAGCUGAACUGAAGAUAAGGUGAAGCUUCGGUAAAGAUUCGGUGCUUUCUCACAGGACGCAGGGGAAACAAACAGACAGAGAAAUGGGAGCAGAGGUGGCAGCGGUGGCUCUCGCCAGACCAGGGGAGAUGAGCACUUUGGUAUUUGCAAAGUCUGUGGCUGGUGGCACCAGGCUUCGCACUCAGCAGCUCCCCCUGGAUCGUCCCCCUCCACCUGGUCGCAAAAUGGGACUAGGUUCAGAGACCUGCCGGGCUGCGCCUCAGGGUUUAGCUCACCGAUUGGGUGGAGGAGGGGUCGGGCACAGUCACAGCAGCAGCAGCAGCAGCAGCAGCAGCAGGGAGCGCAAGAACACUACUUGUUUGCCCCAGAGGAGCAGGAGCAGGAGCUCGAGAUCUUGCUUGUGCAGCAUUGCGCCUGCGUCUGACGGGCGGCGCCGCGUGGGCAAGAAGUCGACUUGCCAGCUGUCAAGUCGUCGUUCACUGUUGUGUCAUCGGUGUUGGUGGGAGUUCUAUGGGGAUCGUUUGGAGAAGCAUUGCGGGAUCGGAUCGCAGGGCUUAGGAGGAGGUCGUGGAGGUAGUGACCCGGGGGCAGUGUGGCUCCAUAGCCAGCUGUAUGGAGGAAACAGCAGGGGAAGAAGGGCGGUGCCUGCGGCAGAGGCUUCUCUGGUGGCAUCUGCCGGUGAUGGCACUUCAGCAGAACAUCGAUUAUCAGCAUCUCUGACAUCGGAAGUGUCAGGGUUAAUGGCCCACACGCUGACCUUGGAAGUCGGUGGCAGACAGAUCACGGUAGAGACUGGUGUGAUUGGUCGUCAAGCUAACGGCGCAGUAACGGUGACAGACGGCGAAACUGUGUUGUUUACAACUGUGUGCGCAGCAGAGGAAGCAGAGAACGUAGGGGACUUUGUGCCCCUCACUGUGAAUUAUCAAGAGAGACUCAGUGCUGUGGGCAGGACGAGUGGUGGGUUCUUCAAGAGAGAAGGAAGGCCCCGUGACCAUGAGGUUCUCACCUGUCGCCUCAUCGACCGGCCUCUCCGGCCGCUGAUGCCGGAGGGUUUUCAUCACGAGACGCAGGUCCUGUCAUGGGUGUUGAGCUAUGACGGCGUUCACAGCACAGAACCUCUGGCAAUCACGGCGGCCGGGGCGGCUAUGGCCAUCUCCGACAUCCCGUUGAAGAAGCCUAUCGCCGGUGUGAGGGUCGGAAUGAUGGCGGAUGGCCGGUUCGUCGUCAAUCCGACGGUUCAGGAAAUGGCAGAGUCCCAGCUUGACCUUGUCCUCGCAGGGACAGCAGAUGCAGUGAUGAUGAUCGAGGGCUACUGCAACUUCUUGUCAGAUGAACAGAUGCUGCAGGCUAUAGAGAUGGGGCAGGCUGCUGUGUCAAGCAUGUGCCGGGACAUUGAGAGGUGGGCCUGCGAGGUAGGCAAGCCCAAGGCAUUUGACAAAAUCAGGGCUCCUCCCAGCGAAUUGCAGGAGAUAGUGACCGAAGUAGUGGGUGAGGAGAUCGAGCGGGGCCUUCGAAUUCGGGCAAAGAAGGAGCGCACGAAAGUUAUCGGCGACGCGGAGGAGACUGUGUUAGAGAUGCUCACCGAGGAAGGAAGGAAUAGGGCAUUGGAGAGGCUGAAGAUUGAGGAGGCAAAUGCAGUGUGGGGUGAUGAUGAGGAUGAGGACGAGGGCGUGCAGAUGGUGCUGGACGAGAAGGCUGAUCAGCUGCGGAAAGAAAUGAUGGCAUCAGCAGCCACUGCGAAGAGUUGGGUGAGGCACAGUUUGCAUGUCAGAAGAAGAAAGGGUCGUUUGUACGAUCCCGUGGAUGUGAAGAUUGCCACCAAGGCAGUUGUGUCUUCGAUCUUGCGCCGAAUUGUGGUGACAGAGGGUCUGCGAAGCGAUGGCCGGAGCGAGUCUGACGUCAGGGCGAUCACUUCAUCGUGCGGGCUGCUGCCACGUGCACAUGGCAGUGCCCUUUUCACACGUGGCGAGACACAAGCGCUUGCUGUUGCUACGUUGGGAGGAGACAGUAUGAUGCAGAAAACAGACAAUCUGAGUGGCUCUGACGCUAUCCGGUUCUACCUUCAGUAUCACUUCCCACCCUGCUCUGUGGGGGAGACUGGCAGAAUAGGUCCUCCUAAUCGACGAGAAGUCGGCCAUGGAACACUUGCGCAGCGCGCGUUGGAGCCGGUGUUUCCCAGCGAGGAGGAGUUCCCCUACUCUGUUCGUCUAGAGAGCAUGAUUACAGAAAGCAACGGGUCGUCGAGCAUGGCAUCGGUUUGUGGGGGUUGCCUUGCCCUUAUGGAUGCAGGGGUCCCUUUGAAGAAGCCCGUCUCUGGAAUAGCAAUGGGCUUGAUUCUGGACACUCUGCACUGUGGUGGGUCAGGAGAGCCUCUCAUUCUCACAGAUAUCCUUGGCUCGGAGGACGCGCUCGGCGAUAUGGACUUCAAAGUGGCAGGAGACGAAGAAAAGGUGACGGCUUUCCAAAUGGACAUCAAGGUAGAAGGGAUCAACAUUCCUGUGCUUAGGACUGCACUUGCGCGCGCUCGGGAGGGACGGCAAGUGGUCUUGCAGAAGAUGAAGGAGUGCUCUCCUCCACCGCGGAUGGCUCUCUCUCCGUACGCGCCCAUCAUCGCGACGAUGAAGAUAGAACCCUCCAAGGUUGUCACUGUCAUCGGUUCCGGAGGGAAGACCAUUAGGAGCAUCAUUGAUGAGUCGGGGGUUGAAUGCAUCAACGUCGAAGACGAUGGAACGGUCACGAUCUGUGCGCGAAACACGGAGGUGUUGGAGCAAGCAAAGGCCAGAAUUCGUGGCAUUUCUAUGGUACCUGAAGUCGGAGCAGUCUACCACAACUGCCCCGUCAAGGGUGUCACUGCAUACGGAUGUUUCGUAGAGAUCGCACCUGGGCGUCAGGGGCUCGUCCAUGUCAGCGAAUUAUCAACUAAGAGAGUAGAGAAAGUGGAGGAUUUUGUCAAGGAGGGCGACCUUCUAGAUGUCAAAUUGCUUGAAAUAAAUGCCCGUGGACAGUUGAGACUCAGCUGCAGAGCCGUGCUGCUAGAACAAGAGGAGGGGAAAUCGGAAGGGGAGGGGGUUGCCAAGGGAACAGAUGUAGAGAUGGCUUUUGAAGGUGGUGAAGGGAUCAAAGCUCAACUUGAAGCAGCGGCUGCUGUAAAUGGAAUGAAAGAAAGAGAAGGACAGAAGGCGGUCAGGCGAAGGAGAGUUGGCCCAAGAGCAUCCGAUGGGCUAACGGAACGAGCGGAUGAAGAGGGAGAGAGGACAGAAGGAGCGAAUGCGGGCAGGAAGAGGACACGAGGGAAGCUCGCUGCAGCAGAUCCAAAAACAAAAGAGCAAGGGAUAGAGGAUGCAGCCGCAGGAGACAGGGAAGAGGAUGGGGAAAAUGUUACGACUGUUGUUGAAACUCAAUAAUUUAAUUCAGAUCAGGCUUCCGUGUUGGAGUCUGAGAGGGAGAUCUUUGUGUGUACACUGGUAGUUAGCAUCCCAGUUUUUUCUUUUCUUUCAUAUGAUCCAAAAAGACAGAAUGAUGACCCGGUCCAUGGCUAAGCUGAUGGCUGAGGUGAGGUCUAUGGGGAAAGUUACCAUUGUCACCAUGUGUCAAAAAUUCAAAAUUGAUCGUAGCAAAAAAUAAAAUAAAAUAAAGUGA